Capronia coronata CBS 617.96 is the source of this 942-nucleotide messenger RNA. RefSeq lists its product as uncharacterized. Gene Ontology annotation, cellular component: proteasome regulatory particle, base subcomplex; cytosol; nucleus. The transcript is spliced from 2 exons. Lineage: Eukaryota; Fungi; Ascomycota; Eurotiomycetes; Chaetothyriales; Herpotrichiellaceae. Bases 1 to 942 code for a protein of 313 amino acids. The record is from RefSeq and is a predicted model, not a curated record. Gene Ontology annotation, molecular function: polyubiquitin modification-dependent protein binding. Gene Ontology annotation, biological process: proteasome-mediated ubiquitin-dependent protein catabolic process.
AUGGUGCUCGAGGCCACGAUGAUCGUGGUGGACAACAGCGAGGCGAGCAGGAAUGGCGAUUAUCUACCCAAUCGAUUCUCAGCGCAGUCUGAAGUCGUGUCACUUAUCUUCAACGCAAAGACAUCGUCCAACCCAGAAUCAGCUGUCGGACUCAUGACCAUGGCAGGAACGGGGCCUACCGUGCUUACGACGCCGACGACCAACUUCGGCGCCCUGCUCUCCGGCCUACACGACACCAAAAUCAAGGGACAUAUCAGAUUAGGGACGGCGAUCAGCGUGGCGAUGCUGGCGCUCAAACACCGAGCCAACAAGAGCCAACGGCAGCGAAUCGUGGUUCUGAUCUGCAGCGAGCUGGACCAGAAGUUCGGAGACAAGAACGACGGCGAGAAGGAACUGAUCAAGCUGGCCAAGAAGUGCAAGAAGAACAACGUCUCGGUCGACUUUGUGGCGUUUGGGGAUGCCCUCGAGUCCAACACCAAGUCGAUUCUGGAGAAGUUCAUCGACGCUGUGGGCGGAUCAUCUGGAGAAGGGAAUCACGUUGCAUUCAUCCCUCCGGGCCCGGGGCUACUAAGCGACAGUCUCAUCACCACUCCUAUAGUAAGUGUGGGCGGUGAGGCAGGACCAGGCGGCAGUGGUAUGGAGGGCGUGGAGACUGGCGCUGGCGGCGGCGGCGCCGGUGGCAGUGGUGCGUUUGAAUUCGGCGUCGAUCCCUCGGCAGACCCGGAGCUGGCCAUGGCUUUGCGCAUGAGUAUGGAGGAGGAGCAGAACCGGUUGGAGAGGGAGCGAAGAGCACGUGAAGAACAGGAGAGGCAAAAUGCAGACAGGAUGGAAACCAUCACCGAGGAGGGACAAGGUCAGCCGUCGACCACCAACGGAGAAGGUCAAGAUGACAACGAUUCAAACGCAAAGCAACCACGGGUGGAGGAGGAUAAACAAGAUUAG